GGCUCGGAGGGCUCUCGUACUUCGCCGGAGCGGAGAAAAAGGAUCAUCGCGUUCUCGUGCCGGAUUUGGGGUCUUUGACCAGCGUUCAUGAUAGGGCACGUGAAUUGUUCUAUUAUUUGAAAGGAGGGCAAGUAGACUAUGGAGAGAGCAUAGCAGGAUUUAUGGCCAUUCCAGAUUUGGGAGAAUUUACGAAGAAGGUAUCAAAAAAAAAUUUUAAAAAAAAAUCAAAAGCUAAAGAAAGAACGAGGCAACCCCAUUUGUUCCCUGUCUCUCUCCCCCUCUCCAUUCUCUCUUCCUUUAUAUCUCCAUUCGAGGGUUUCGUUUUUGUAUCCUAACCUCUCUCUCUUCGGCUUCGAGAUCUGAGGUGGUGGUGACUCGAUAGAGGUUGGUUGACUCCAGCAGGUUCAAUCUGACUGUUAGUGGUAACACUUUGAUCUUUUUGUUGCAGAGGAAAGGAGCUUUUAGAGCACUGACGAGUAAACUAUUCGAUAGGGAGCGCACAAUCAUGGAAUAUUCCUGUUGUCUAUUCCUACUAUACACAGUUUUUUUUAUUAUAGUUUUUUAUUAUAGUAUUUUUUUUUUCUUGCAUGAAAGGGUUGGAUUAUGAGUACAAAGCAGUGAACCUUCUAAAAGGCGAGCAAUCGAAUCCAGAGUUUGAGAAGAUCAAUCCCGUUAAAUAUGUCCCUGCACUGGUUGAUGGGGAUGUUGUAGUUGCUGAUUUGUUUGCAAUCAUAUUGUAUUUGGAAGACAAGUAUCCCCAGAAUCCUCUUUUACCUCAAGAUCUUAAAAAGAAAGCCUUGAAUCUUCAGAUAGCAAGUGUUGUCAGUUCAGGUAUUCGGCCAUUUCAGAAUCUUCUUGUACUGAUUAAUAUAACUUUUCAGCAAUACAUUAAGGAAAAUCUUGGUGCUGAGAAAAAACUUCCAUGGGUUCAACUUCAUAUCAACAAAGGCUUCACGGGUAAGGAUGAGUGGUGCAAUUUCUACAAAGUAUUAGUAUUCGACGAUUCUUAAUUUUGGAUGUGGACUAUGUAAUCAAAUGUAUUUAUUUUAGAUUGAAUCAUUUAGUUUGAAUUUGAAAACUAUUUGUCAUGUAGUUAAAAAAUUGGAGAUAUUGGGAGGUAUUUUGUACGACGAAUGUGAGAAUAUUAAUGUCUUUUCGUUAUUAGAACUUAAAAA
This is a messenger RNA of Ananas comosus (pineapple), 1175 nucleotides long. RefSeq names its product glutathione S-transferase 2-like. Gene Ontology annotation, molecular function: glutathione transferase activity; maleylacetoacetate isomerase activity. The record is from RefSeq and is a predicted model, not a curated record. Bases 588 to 1010 code for a protein of 140 amino acids. Lineage: Eukaryota; Viridiplantae; Streptophyta; Magnoliopsida; Poales; Bromeliaceae. Gene Ontology annotation, biological process: L-phenylalanine catabolic process; glutathione metabolic process. The transcript has 9 exons.